Messenger RNA from Hirsutella rhossiliensis, 405 nucleotides. RefSeq lists its product as uncharacterized. NCBI's taxonomy places the organism in Eukaryota, Fungi, Ascomycota, Sordariomycetes, Hypocreales, Ophiocordycipitaceae. The coding region runs from base 1 to 405 and encodes 134 amino acids. The record is from RefSeq and is a predicted model, not a curated record. The transcript has 4 exons.
AUGUCGUCGGUCAUCAGCAUCCCCGCCGGCCGCCCAGCAGUCGGGCCAGGGUACCACGAUUCUCCAAAGGCCAUGGGCAGCUCGUCGGCGAGCUCCUACUCCAGCUUGUCGUCGCCCUCGUCGCCCUCUUCGACACCCAACGCAAAGAUGCUGCACGCCCGCCGCCCGAGUCUCCUUGGCUCCGCCAUCUCCAAGCAAGAAUGCACCGUCAUCAACAUCGGUGACCCUGAUGGUCCCCCCCGCCUGAUCUCGUAUCUUUCCUCCAGCCAAGGAUUUGCCUGGAACCCAGAAAUCUUUCUGCCCUCCUACGUCGACUGCGACUACAAACCGCUCGAGAACCAAUGCGAACCCGUACACGAAAUCGUGCUCAGCGACGAAGAGUCGAGGGACCUGCUGCCGCAAUAG